Messenger RNA from Pecten maximus, 1462 nucleotides. RefSeq names its product reticulocalbin-2-like. Gene Ontology annotation, cellular component: endoplasmic reticulum. The coding region runs from base 226 to 1176 and encodes 316 amino acids. The record is from RefSeq and is a predicted model, not a curated record. Lineage: Eukaryota; Metazoa; Mollusca; Bivalvia; Pectinida; Pectinidae. The transcript has 6 exons. Gene Ontology annotation, molecular function: calcium ion binding.
AGCUGACGAGCGAGCUGUCAUUUGUCACCUUUGAUCAAUCACUGUUAGCCACGUUGCAUGUUGAAACAAAACACUGUUUGCACCGGAUGAUAACGAUUAUAUCUAACACGUGUAAUAUACAUUGAACCGGAAGAGAGAUAUACCCCAGGAACAGAGAUCUCCUGUGUAUUUAUAGACAAAGAAAGAGAAGAUUCAGCUGAGAAAAUUCGAUAUCCAAAGACAGUCAUGAAGUUGCUGUGUUAUACCGUCCUGUUAUUGGCCUUCUGUCAUUGGAGCUGUGGAGAUCAGGAGCAUUCCCAUCACGGCAGUCACCAUGCUCAGUCUGAUUCUCACCAUUUUGAUGAGAACGGAGAGCACAAUGCCCAUUUCGACCACGAAGCAAUCUUGGGAUCAAAGGAACUGGAAGAAGAAUUUGAUACACUAGCCCCCGAGGAGGCUCAGAGGAGGCUUCGACUGCUGUACAAACAAAUGGAUGAGGAUAAAGAUUCAUUUGUCACUGAAGAAGAACUCAUGAAGUGGGUCAUGGGUUCCUUUAAGAAGCUUGAUGCAGAAGACUCUUUGGAAGAAUUUGAUAAGCAAGAUAAAGACACAGAUGGGAAGUUGACAUGGCAUGAGUACAUUGGAGAAGUGUAUGGUUACAACCCAGAGGAUAUGGAAGACUUCCACAAACUCACUGAUGAGGACCUGGACGACUUUAAUAAGGUGGUAUCGGAGGACCAAGAAAAAUUCAAAAUUGCUGACUUAAACAAAGACGAGGUAUUAGAUGCGGAAGAAUACAGAGCUUUCACGCAUCCAUAUGACUAUGAACACAUGCACGAGAUUGAACUCACCAGAGCACAGAAGGACUACGACAAGGAUGGCGAUGGCUACAUAUCAAAACUAGAAUUUGUGAAAAAAGACGGUGAUGCAGACCGUGAGAUAGAGAUCUAUGAGGAGGAGCAGUUUAGUUCUUAUGAUAGGGAUGGUGAUGGAAAACUAAACCGUGAAGAGAUUAUGGAGUGGGUGUUACCUAGCAACAGAGAAGCUGCUUUAGAAGAAGCACAACAUCUGAUACAGCAUGCAGACACAGAUAAGGACGGAAAACUUACGGAGGAGGAAAUGGUGGACAAACACGAUGAAUUUGUUGGUAGUCAGGCAACAAAUUAUGGAGGGUAUCUACCUAAGGAUGAAUUAUAAAAAUACUUAAAUAGGUUCAGUUUAAGUUAUAUUUUAAUGUUUUUAUUUUUUUAUCAUCUUUAAGUUUCAGAUACAUUAUGUUAUUAAAACAUUAUACAAAAUUAGCUUUAUGACAAACUACCCAAUCCACUGCAAUAUUUUCUUAUUCAAGAUUUCACUAUGUUAAUAAUAUUAUUGAUUCUUCUAUCCAGCAAUAAGCUUACCCAUAGCUUAUCUUCAAUAUAAAUGCCAACAAAAGGUCAAAGGUCAAAUGCUAGUAUUUCAUUGGCAUGUAUGAACUUCUAUU